Messenger RNA from Oncorhynchus masou masou (cherry salmon), 13008 nucleotides. RefSeq lists its product as uncharacterized. Lineage: Eukaryota; Metazoa; Chordata; Actinopteri; Salmoniformes; Salmonidae. The record is from RefSeq and is a predicted model, not a curated record. Gene Ontology annotation, biological process: cell surface receptor signaling pathway; adenylate cyclase-activating G protein-coupled receptor signaling pathway. The transcript has 81 exons. Gene Ontology annotation, cellular component: membrane. The coding region runs from base 250 to 10212 and encodes 3320 amino acids. Gene Ontology annotation, molecular function: G protein-coupled receptor activity.
UUUUUUGGAGGAAUACUCUGUAGUGGUUAGAGAGUUGGGCCAGUAACCGAAAGGUUGCUGGAUCGAAUCCCCGAGCUGACAAAAAAAUCCCUGAGCUGUAAAAAUGUGUCGUUCUGCCCCUGAGCAAGGCAGUUAACCCACUGUUCCCCGGGCGCCAAAGACGUGGAUAUUGAUUAAUGCAGCCCGCGCACCUCUCUGAUUCAGAGGGGUUGGGUUAAAUGCGGAAGACAUUUGUACAGCUGACUAGGAAUGGCAAUAACAAAGAUUUGGCUGAGUGUCCUUGUUCUCCUGGUGACCUGCUCUGUUUUGGAAACACAGGAAUUCAUUGAGAUCUCAAGCCUUUUUCCACAGGCAUUCAACACAGAGUACAGCCCACAUCUGUCACAUGUUAGGGAAAAAAGAGCAGUAUUAUCCAAUCGAUGGAACUACAUGAUUGAUGUUGAAGUGAACGUGUCAGACAUCAAAACAAUAGAGCAAAUUAAGUCAGCUGUGAAUUCAACAAGUCUUCCCCUCACUAUCAACAACUCCACUGAAAUCUCUGACGUACACAUCACUACUGUGUGCUACCCAAAUGGUACUGGAUUCCAGUGCAGAUGUGAGGACCAGUAUCGUUGGUCAUAUAACAACUGUGUCACAUAUGGAUCCUGUGAUGACAUCACUGGUGACACAUGUGGAUGUAUCAAUGCCAAUCCAGCUGAUGGACAGUACUGCCAGCCAUACACAAAACCUGUCACUCUUCUGGAGUACUUUGUGGAAGUUGAGGUCAAUGUCAAUGACUUAAAAGCCAUAGACGAACCGAAGAACCUUCUGAAAAACCUCAGUUUACCAUUCGCACUUAGUAGCAUGAUCAACAUCACUGAUCUCAACAUUACUACAGUGUGCUCCACAAAUGGUACUGGAUUCCAGUGCAGAUGUGAGGACCAGUAUCGUUGGUCGUGUAACAAUUGCGCCAUCUAUGGUGCAUGUGAAGAAAAUACAGAUAAACCCUGUAGCUGUAUUAAUGCAAUUCCUUCUGAUGGAGAGUACUGCCAGUCGGUUCAAAACCCAAACUUUACAGCAUGUCCAACAACAACAACCUCUCCUACAACAGGUCCAACAGUACCACCGACUCUCUAUGAGUACAUGAUGGAAAUUGAACUGAACACCACAGAUGUUACAGUGAUAGAUCAACUGAGAGCCAUUCUGAGAAAUGCUAUUUACCCUGUCAGAAUCAAUAAUCUGAUACAAAUCACUGGUGUUAACAUGUCUACAGUUUGCUUCCCAAAUGGUACUGGAUUCCAGUGCAGAUGUGAGGACCAGUAUCGUUGGUCAUGUGACCAGUGCGUCUCUUAUGGGAAUUGUGAUGACAUCACAUCUGACACGUGUGGAUGUAUCAAUGCCAUUCCUCCAGAUGGACAGUACUGCCAGUCGGUUCACCACCAAAACUUUACAGCAUGUCCAACAACAACAACCUCUCCUACAACAGGUCCAACAGUACCACCGACUCUCUAUGAGUACAUGAUUGAAAUUGAACUGAACACCACAGAUGUUACAGUGAUAGAUCAACUGAGAGCCAUUCUGAGAAAUGCUAUUUACCCUGUCAGAAUCAAUAAUCUGAUACAAAUCACUGGUGUUAACAUGUCUACAGUUUGCUUCCCAAAUGGUACUGGAUUCCAGUGCAGAUGUGAGGACCAGUAUCGUUGGUCAUGUGACCAGUGCGUCUCUUAUGGGAAUUGUGACGACAUCACAUCUGAAACGUGUGGAUGUAUAAAUGCCAUUCCUCCAGAUGGACAGUACUGCCAGUCAGUUCACCACCAAAACUUUACAGCAUGUCCAACAACAACAGCCUCUCCUACAACAGUUCCAACAGUACCACCGACUCUCUAUGAGUACAUGAUUGAAAUUGAACUGAACACCACAGAUAUUACAGUGAUAGAUCAACUGAGAGCCAUUCUGAGAAAUGCUAUUUACCCUGUCAGAAUCAACAAUCUGAUACAAAUCACUGGUGUUAACAUGUCUACAGUUUGCUUCCCAAAUGGUACUGGAUUCCAGUGCAGAUGUGAGGACCAGUAUCGUUGGUCAUGUGACCAGUGCGUCUCUUAUGGGAAUUGUGAUGACAUCACAUCUGACACGUGUGGAUGUAUCAAUGCCAUUCCUCCAGAUGGACAGUACUGCCAGUCAGUUCACCACCAAAACUUUACAGCAUGUCCAACAACAACAACCUCUCCUACAACAGUUCCAACAGUACCACCGACUCUCUAUGAGUACAUGAUGGAAAUUGAACUGAACACCACAGAUAUUACAGUGAUAGAUCAACUGAGAGCCAUUCUGAGAAAUGCUAUUUACCCUGUCAGAAUCAACAAUCUGAUACAAAUCACUGGUGUUAACAUGUCUACAGUUUGCUUCCCAAAUGGUACUGGAUUCCAGUGCAGAUGUGAGGACCAGUAUCGUUGGUCAUGUGACCAGUGCGUCUCUUAUGGGAAUUGUGACGACAUCACAUCUGAAACGUGUGGAUGUAUAAAUGCCAUUCCUCCAGAUGGACAGUACUGCCAGUCAGUUCACCACCAAAACUUUACAGCAUGUCCAACAACAACAACCUCUCCUACAACAGUUCCAACAGUACCACCGACUCUCUAUGAGUACAUGAUGGAAAUUGAACUGAACACCACAGAUAUUACAGUGAUAGAUCAACUGAGAGCCAUUCUGAGAUAUGCUAUUUACCCUGUCAGAAUCAAUAAUCUGAUACAAAUCACUGGUGUUAACAUGUCUACAGUUUGCUUCCCAAAUGGUACUGGAUUCCAGUGCAGAUGUGAGGACCAGUAUCGUUGGUCAUGUGACCAGUGCGUCUCUUAUGGGAAUUGUGACGACAUCACAUCUGAAACGUGUGGAUGUAUAAAUGCCAUUCCUCCAGAUGGACAGUACUGCCAGUCAGUUCACCACCAAAACUUUACAGCAUGUCCAACAACAACAACCUCUCCUACAACAGUUCCAACAGUACCACCGACUCUCUAUGAGUACAUGAUUGAAAUUGAACUGAACACCACAGAUAUUACAGUGAUAGAUCAACUGAGAGCCAUUCUGAGAAAUGCUAUUUACCCUGUCAGAAUCAACAAUCUGAUACAAAUCACUGGUGUUAACAUGUCUACAGUUUGCUUCCCAAAUGGUACUGGAUUCCAGUGCAGAUGUGAGGACCAGUAUCGUUGGUCAUGUGACCAGUGCGUCUCUUAUGGGAAUUGUGAUGACAUCACAUCUGACACGUGUGGAUGUAUCAAUGCCAUUCCUCCAGAUGGACAGUACUGCCAGUCAGUUCACCACCAAAACUUUACAGCAUGUCCAACAACAACAACCUCUCCUACAACAGUUCCAACAGUACCACCGACUCUCUAUGAGUACAUGAUGGAAAUUGAACUGAACACCACAGAUAUUACAGUGAUAGAUCAACUGAGAGCCAUUCUGAGAUAUGCUAUUUACCCUGUCAGAAUCAAUAAUCUGAUACAAAUCACUGGUGUUAACAUGUCUACAGUUUGCUUCCCAAAUGGUACUGGAUUCCAGUGCAGAUGUGAGGACCAGUAUCGUUGGUCAUGUGACCAGUGCGUCUCUUAUGGGAAUUGUGAUGACAUCACAUCUGACACGUGUGGAUGUAUCAAUGCCAUUCCUCCAGAUGGACAGUACUGCCAGUCAGUUCACCACCAAAACUUUACAGCAUGUCCAACAACAACAACCUCUCCUACAACAGUUCCAACAGUACCACCGACUCUCUAUGAGUACAUGAUUGAAAUUGAACUGAACACCACAGAUAUUACAGUGAUAGAUCAACUGAGAGCCAUUCUGAGAAAUGCUAUUUACCCUGUCAGAAUCAACAAUCUGAUACAAAUCACUGGUGUUAACAUGUCUACAGUUUGCUUCCCAAAUGGUACUGGAUUCCAGUGCAGAUGUGAGGACCAGUAUCGUUGGUCAUGUGACCAGUGCGUCUCUUAUGGGAAUUGUGAUGACAUCACAUCUGACACGUGUGGAUGUAUCAAUGCCAUUCCUCCAGAUGGACAGUACUGCCAGUCAGUUCACCACCAAAACUUUACAGCAUGUCCAACAACAACAACCUCUCCUACAACAGUUCCAACAGUACCACCGACUCUCUAUGAGUACAUGAUUGAAAUUGAACUGAACACCACAGAUAUUACAGUGAUAGAUCAACUGAGAGCCAUUCUGAGAAAUGCUAUUUACCCUGUCAGAAUCAACAAUCUGAUACAAAUCACUGGUGUUAACAUGUCUACAGUUUGCUUCCCAAAUGGUACUGGAUUCCAGUGCAGAUGUGAGGACCAGUAUCGUUGGUCAUGUGACCAGUGCGUCUCUUAUGGGAAUUGUGAUGACAUCACAUCUGACACGUGUGGAUGUAUCAAUGCCAUUCCUCCAGAUGGACAGUACUGCCAAUCAGUUCACCACCAAAACUUCACAGCAUGUCCAACAACAACAGCCUCUCCUACAACAGACUCUACAACACCUGAGGACGGCACUACAGAACAAAUUACUACAGUUGAUAACACAACACAACUGAUCACAGUUACCAACUCUACAACACCUGGGGACCGCACUACAGAACAAAUAACUACAGUUGAUAACACAACACAACUGACCACAGUUACCAGUCCAACAGUAUCACCGACUCUCUAUGAGUACAUGAUUGAAAUUGAACUGAACACCACAGAUGUUACAGUGAUAGAUCAACUGAGAGCCAUUCUGAGAAAUGCUAUUUACCCUGUCAGAAUCAAUAAUCUGACACAAAUCACUGGUGUUAACAUGUCUACAGUUUGCUUCCCAAAUGGUACUGGAUUCCAGUGCAGAUGUGAGGACCAGUAUCGUUGGUCAUGUGACCAGUGUGUCUCUUAUGGGAAUUGUGAUGACAUCACAUCUGACACGUGUGGAUGUAUCAAUGCCAUUCCUCCAGAUGGACAGUACUGCCAGUCAGUUCACCACCAAAACUUCACAGCAUGUCCAACAACAACAACUUCUCCUACAACAGACUCUACAACACCUGAGGCCAGCACGACAGAACAAAUUACUACAGUUGAUAACACAACACAACUGAUCACAGUUACCAACUCUACAACACCUGAGGACGGCACUACAGAACAAAUAACUACAGCUGAUAACACAACACAACUGAUCACAGUUACCAGUCCAACAGUACCACCGACUCUCUAUGAGUACAUGAUUGAAAUUGAACUGAACACCACAGAUGUUACAGUGAUAGAUCAACUGAGAGCCAUUCUGAGAAAUGCUAUUUACCCUGUCAGAAUCAACAAUCUGAUACAAAUCACUGGUGUUAACAUGUCUACAGUUUGCUUCCCAAAUGGUACUGGAUUCCAGUGCAGAUGUGAGGACCAGUAUCGUUGGUCAUGUGACCAGUGUGUCUCUUUUGGGAAUUGUGAUGACAUCACAUCUGACACGUGUGGAUGUAUCAAUGCCAUUCCUCCAGAUGGACAGUACUGCCAGUCGGUUCAUCACCAAAACUUCACAGCAUGUCCAACAACAACAGCCUCUCCUACAACAGACUCUACAACACCUGAGGCCAGCACGACAGAACAAAUUACUACAGUUGAUAACACAACACAACUGAUCACAGUUACCAACUCUACAACACCUGAGGACGGCACUACAGAACAAAUAACUACAGUUGAUAACACAACACAACUGAUCACAGUUACCAACUCUACAACACCUGAGGACGGCACUACAGAACAAAUAACCACAGUUGAUAACACAACACAACUGAUCACUGUUACCAACUCUACAACACCUGAGGACGGCACUACAGAACAAAUACCCACAGUUGAUAACACAACACAACUGAUCACAGUUACCAACUCUACAACACUUGAGGCCAGCACUACAGAACAAAGUACUACAGCUGAUCCCACAACACAACUGACCACAGUUACCAACUCUACAACACCUGAGGCCAGCACUACAGAACAAAUAACUACAGUUGAUAACACAACACAACUGAUCACAGUUACCAACUCUACAACACCUGAGGCCAGCACUACAGAACAAAUAACUACAGUUGAUAACACAACACAACUGACCACUGUUACCAACUCUACAACACCUGAGGCCAGCACUACAGAACAAAUAACUACAGUUGAUAACACAACACAACUGACCACAGUUACCAACUCUACUACACCUGAGGCCAGCACUAGAGAACAAAUAACUACAGUUGAUCCCACAACACAACUGAACACAGUUACCAACUCUACAACACCUGAGGCCAGCACUACAGAACAAAUAACUACAGUUGAUAACACAACACAACUGAUCACAGUUACCAACUCUACAACACCUGAGGCCAGCACUACAGAACAAAUAACUACAGUUGAUAACACAACACAACUGACCACUGUUACCAACUCUACAACACCUGAGGCCAGCACUACAGAACAAAUAACUACAGUUGAUAACACAACACAACUGACCACAGUUACCAACUCUACUACACCUGAGGCCAGCACUAGAGAACAAAUAACUACAGUUGAUCCCACAACACAACUGAACACAGUUACCAACUCUACAACACCUGAGGCCAGCACUACAGAACAAAUAACUACAGUUGAUAACACAACACAACUGACCACUGUUACCAACUCUACAACACCUGAGGCCAGCACUACAGAACAAAUAACUACAGUUGAUAACACAACACAACUGAACACAGUUACCAACUCUACUACACCUGAGGCCAGCACUAGAGAACAAAUAACUACAGUUGAUCCCACAACACAACUGAACACAGUUACCAACUCUACAACACCUGAGGCCAGCACUACAGAACAAAUAACUACAGUUGAUAACACAACACAACUGACCACAGUUACCAACUCUACUACACCUGAGGCCAGCACUACAGAACAAAUAAUUACAGUUGAUAACACAACACAACUGACCACUGUUACCAACUCUACUACACCUGAGGCCAGCACUAGAGAACAAAUAACUACAGUUGAUAACACAACACAACUGACCACAGUUACCAACUCUACGACACCUGAGGCCAGCACUACAGAACAAAUGACCAAAGUUACCAACUCUACAACAACUCCACCCACAACAGGACAAAGUACUACAGCUGACCCCACAACACAACUGACCACAGUUACCAACUUUACUACACCUGCAGCUACAACAAAUCAGACCACUACAGUUGAUCACAACACAACACAACCGACCACAGUCACUAGAACUACAAUAACUACUGAACCACCACCAGCAACUACAAAAACGACACCACCAACAACAAUACCACCACCAACAACAAUACCACCACCAACACCACCAACAAUAGUACCACCACCACCAACAACAACACCACCACCAACUACAAAACCAGCUGAUAUUCUGUUGCUGGCGAUGUCCUUCAAAAUGAAUGAAGAUUUCACCAACGAACUAAAUGAUAAAAAUAGUGUCAAAUACAAAAAGUACAAAGGCGAUAUUGAACCAGUUAUCCAGGCCCAGUAUAAGAAGCACAUGACAGGAUUUAUUUCAGCAGCAUUGACAAGCUUCAGCCGUGGAAGUGUUAUAGCCAACUUUGAUGUUAUGACCACAGCUGCAGACCCCACUGCAAUUAACAAUGCUAAUGCUGGACUUGCAUCAUCACUUCCAGCUGUUUAUCAAGUUGAUAUUAGCUCUUUCAAUAUGAUUUAUAACAGUGGCACAGUAUUAAGUUAUAAACCAACUACCAUUUACACUGAUGGCACCAUGACUCUGGAGUGUGGACCACCUCCUGGUACUAUAAAGAUGGGUACUAUUAAAAGCGUUGAGUGGAAACGAAAGGGAAGAGUUUUAACAUCGACUGGAAGGUUCAACAUCAAUACAGAUGAUUUUGCAUCAAAAAAGACAACACUUGGUGUCAAAAAUGUAAUUGCUGAUGAUAAAGGGGAAUAUGAAUGCACUCUGAAGAGUGACGAAAUCUAUUUCUACCAAAUGGGUCAAAUUGACAUCAAAGAUGCUCCCAUUAUUCAAACGAAGACAGAAAUCAAUACCCAUUGUUCGGAAGGGCAAAGUCAGCAAUUGGAGUGUUGUGUGCAGACUCCCUAUAAACUAAUAUGGAAAGAAGGUGAUGUAGAAUUGCCCACAAAUGAGACUCCUGACAAUUGCAUUGAAUAUAAAUAUCAAAUUCAAAACUGUGAUGUGUCAUCCAAAGUUGUCACAUUAACAUGCCAAGUGAAAGACCCAACAGGAUAUGAAAAGACUACAAAAUUGACUCUUUUCAAAGGAGCUAUAAGUUGCACCGAUCUGGAAUAUGGUAGUGGCCAAGAGAAAGACACAUCAGUGGCACCAUGUAAGAAAGGUGAGGAUGGAAGUAAGACAGCGAUUUGUGAAAGUGGACAUUGGAAACCUCAGACUGACACUUGUGUCUUGACUGCAAUCAGUGAGCUACUGACCUCAUCUCAGGACUUGAAAGAGGCAACAGUUGAAGAAUUUUUAACAAAACUCAAUAAUACCGCUGUUGAUCUAAAAGAGAAAAUCGUUAGUUCAAGUGCAACUAUUUCGACCAUUGUUGAUAUUCUGAGAAUUGUUGCAAGCGUUUCAAAGAAUAUCAGCCAGUCUGAGAUAAAGAACAUUCUAGAAACAGUGAAUGUCCUAGUUUCUGAUGAAGCAAAAGAAUCCUGGGACUUUCUCAAUGCCGACCAAAAUAAGAACACCAGCUCUAGUUUACUGGGCUCCAUGGAAUUUUUUGCAGGUUCUCUCCCAGCAACGACCUUUAAUGUGACAACAAAACUAAUUCAGUUAAACCAAGACACAUUUAACAACUCAUUCAGCACAAACUUAAAUUCAAGUGUGUUAAUAGAGAUUCCAGAGACUAAUUCCAAUCACCUCACCAUCACCACUCUAACGUUCCGCACCCUCAAAAAUGUGUUACCUGCCAGGAACGGCAGCAACCAAAGUGUCAAUGACAACACCAUCAAUGGACUUGUAGUGAUGGUGAAGUUGAAUGGAACGACUAAAAAUGUCUCAUUGAGCUUCGAAAAGUUGAACAAGUCGCUCACAUUCAACCCUCAGUGUGUUUUCUGGAACUUCAGCCUUUUUAACAGCCUUGGAGGAUGGGAUGACACAGGAUGUCAAUGGAAGUCUAAUGAGAAUGGCAAGGUCAUCUGUCACUGUAACCAUCUGACCUCCUUCUCCAUUUUGAUGUCAACUUCCAUUCCAAAAGAGAUUCAAGAUGCUUUGGAUAUAAUCACUUAUGUUGGAGUUGGCAUAUCGAUGGGUAGCUUAGUCAUUUGUCUCAUCAUUGAGGCUUGUGUAUGGAAGGCCAUGACCAGAAACAACACCUCUUACAUGCGCCAUGUCUCCAUUGUGAACAUCGCUGUGUCUCUCCUGAUUGCCGACAUUUGGUUCAUUAUUGGUGCAUCAAUAUCAAAAAAUACCCUUGAAAACCCAGGCGAAGACACCACAACACCUAUACCGGCAUGUACUGCAGCUACGUUUUUCAUUCACUUUUUCUACCUUGCUCUGUUCUUUUGGAUGCUGAUCUCAGGCCUUCUCCUUUUCUACCGGACCAUCUUGGUUUUCUCCCAUAUGUCAAAAUCAACUAUGCUGGCUAUUGGCUUCUCAGUAGGCUAUGGGGCACCUCUUAUCAUUGCUGUUGUUACUGUGGCAGCAACAGCUCCUAGUGGUGGAUACAUCAAGGAAAACCAGGCAUGUUGGCUCAACUGGGACAAGACAAUGGCUCUCCUUGCUUUUGUGAUCCCUGCCCUGACCAUAGUGGUCAUCAACUUUUUGAUCCUGAUUGUGGUUCUGUACAAAAUGCUGAGGAGAGGGGUGGGGGAUGCUACCCAGCCAGAUGAGAGAAAUGCUGUUGUGGUCAUUGCCAGAUGUCUGGCCAUUCUGACUCCAUUCUUUGGCCUUACCUGGGGACUGGGAGUAGGAACCAUGGUUGAUCCAACAAAUAAGGGAAUCCAUGUUGUAUUUGCCCUCUUCAAUUCACUACAGGGUUUCUUUGUUUUGGUGUUUGGAACACUUUUAGACGGCAAGAUCCGGUCAGCCAUAGUAGGAACGUUCUCUUCCAUCCUCCCAGGCUCUGACCGUACGAGGAGUACCAGUGGUGGCGCGGCAACAUCAUCAACCAGUGCAUUAAACUUCAUCCGAAGAAGGAUAAGGAGGAAUGUCUACAAUGUUUCGGAAGUUGCAAAUUCUUCCAACAGCACUGGUGCUACAGAGUCUUUCAUCAACACCUAAAAGUACCCAAUGGUCAUACUUGAGUUAAAGUAUAGAUACCUUAAUAUGAAGUUACUCAAGUAAAAGUCACCCAGUGAAAAACUAUUUGAGUAAAAUGAUUUGUUUUUAAAUAUACUUAAGUAUCAAAAGUAAAUGUAAUUGAUAAAAAAAUACUUAAGUAAGUAUCAAAAGUAGAAGUAUAAAUAAUUUAAAAUUCUUUCUUUUAAGCAAAGCAGCUGGCACCAUUUUAUUGUUUUUAAAAUGUAUGGAUAGCCAAGAAUUAUAGCCUUUGACCUGGACCUGCCAUAAAACAUGGCUUGGUCCAACACACAAUGAAUCUAUUGAUGUGAAGAUUUGUGGACUUUUCUGGAAUAAUGUUGUGAGUUCUACAGUGCCUUGCAAAAUGAUUCAUCCUCAUUGGCAUUUUUCCUAUUUUGUUGCAUUAAAACCUGUAAUUUAAAUAGAUUUUUAUUUGGAUUUCAUGCAAUGGACAUACACAAAAUAAUCAAAAUUGGUGAAAUGAAAUUUAAAAAAUUACUUGUUUAAAAAAAUUCAAAAAAUAUAACACGGAAAAGUGGUGUGUGCAUAUGUAUUCACCCCCUUUGCUGUGAAGUCCCCAAAUAAGAUCUUGUGCAAUCAAUUACCUUCAUAAGUCACAUAAUUUGUUAAAUGAAGUCCACCUGUGUGCAAUCUAAGUGUCACAUGAUCUGUCACAUGACCUCAGUAUAUAUACACCUGUUCUGGAUGGUCCCAGAGUCUGCAACACCACUAAGCAAGGGGCACCACCAAGCAAGUGGCACCAUGAAGACCAAGGAGCUCUCCAAACAGGUCAGGGACAAAGUUGUGGAGAAGUACAAAUCAUGGUUGGGUUAUACAAAAUAUCAGAAACUUUGAACAUCCCACAGAGCACCAUUAAAUCCAUUAUUAAAAAAUUGAAAGAAUAUGGCACCAUAACAAACCUAUCUAGAAGAAAAAGAAACGCACAUGUAUUUAGGCAAGGUGCUGGUUUGCGGAGUAGAAAACUUAAAAAUAAAAGAGAGCCGCACACUCUAGGAGCUCAGAUGCCAAGCUGUCUUCAUCAGGGUAUAAUCACAAACACUGCGGGAUGACUCGUUUAUAUAGUGUCAAAAGACACAGGUGUCUGUAAUCAUGGCCAAGAGUGGCCUAAUAUAAUUGUUUAAUUAUCAAAUAUUAAAAUGGCAUACAUAGAACAGCAUACAAACCUGCCAAGAGAUGGCCUCCCAUCAAAACUCACAGACCAGGUAAGGAGGGCAUUAAUCAGAGAGGCAACAAAGAGACCAAAGAUAAUCCUGAAGGAGCUGCAAAGCUCCACAGCGGAGAUUGGAGUAUCUGUCCAUAGGACCACUUUAAGCCGUUCACUCCACAGAGCUGGGCUUUAAUGGAAGAGUGGCCAGAAAAAAGCCAUUGCUUAAUGAACAAAAUAAGCAAACACGUUUGGUGUUCGCCAAAAGGCAUGUGGGAGACUCCCCAAACAUAUGGAACAAGGUACUCUGGUCAGAUGAGUCUAAAAGUUUGCUUUUUGGCCAUCAAGGAAAAUGCUAUGUCUGGCGCAAACCCAACACCUCUCAUCAUCCCGAGAACAUCAUCCACACAGUGAAGCAUGGGGGUGGCAGCAUCAUGCUGUGGGGAUGUUUUUCAUCAGCAGGGACUGGGAAACUGGUCAGAAUUGAAGGAAUGAUGGGUGGCGCUAAAUACAGGGAAAUUCUUCAGGGAAACCUGUUUCAGUCUUCCAGAGAUUUGAGACUGGGACGGAGGUUCACCUUCCAGCAGGGCAAUGACCCUAAGCAUUUAAAUGUCUUUAAAUGUCUUGGAAUGGCCUAGUCAAAGCCCAGACCUCAAUCCAAUUGAGAAUCUGUGGUAUGACUUAAAGAUCGCUGUACACCAGCGGAACCCAAGAGAAGUUUUGCCUUGAAGAAUGGGCAAAAAUCCCAGUGGUUAGAUGUGCCAAGCUUAUAGAGACAUACCCCAAGAGACUUGCAGCUGUAAUUGCUGAAAAAGGUGGCUUUACAAAGUAUUGACCUUGGGGGGAUGAGUAGUUAUGCACACUCAAGUUUUAUUUUUGUGUGUGUCUUAUUUCUUGUUUGUUUCACAAUAAAAAAUCUUCAAAGUGGUAGGCAUGUUGAGAAAAUCAGAUGACACAAACCCCCCCAAAAUCUAUUUUCAUUCCAGGUUGUAAGGCAACAAAAUAGGAAAAAUGCCCAGGGUGAAUACUUUCGUAAGCCACUGUAUAAGGGAUCUGUCUGAGAGACUUGCCUCUUUUUUGUUGUACACAUUUAUGAGUCUAGACGCUACAGUAAAUGAUGGACCAGCUUCUGAACAAGACAUAGCACUUUAAAUUAUGUAUGGUAUUGAAGUACUUUUUCUUUUUUGCGAUUCAGAUUUCCAAAGAAACCGUAGCAAUAUUCAAAUAUAAUAGAUGACCAGACAAUUACAGGAACUUAUGAAGGUCAAUUAGCUGCAUUGGUCCAGACAAGUGCGAACUGCAUGACAGAGAAUUCGCCUUUUUUUAAAUACAUUUUUACUUAAUUUUUUACUCCAUACUUUAUAUUAAGCUAUGGUUUUCCAUAAUGUUGCCAUUGCCACUUCUGUGCGUUGUAUUAAGACAUGUUAUACAGCUGCUAUUGACUUUUCUUAUGUAAUGGGCAUAUUUUAAAUGUGUAUAAUAUAUUGUUGAAGAUGUAGUAGUAACAAAGAGUUUUGUCACGUUGAUCCUGUCUCACAGACGGUGUUGCUGCAACUCGAUUAAAAAAGUCUUGGUUCAACCAUCUACCCAAUAAACAUGUCGUGUUUGCCAUA